Molecule: messenger RNA, 1711 nt
Organism: Xyrauchen texanus (razorback sucker)
Lineage: Eukaryota; Metazoa; Chordata; Actinopteri; Cypriniformes; Catostomidae
Gene: drd4a
Product: dopamine receptor D4a
Exons: 4
Coding region: 284-1414 (376 amino acids)
Biological process (GO): adenylate cyclase-inhibiting dopamine receptor signaling pathway; adenylate cyclase-activating adrenergic receptor signaling pathway
Cellular component (GO): plasma membrane
Molecular function (GO): dopamine neurotransmitter receptor activity, coupled via Gi/Go; G protein-coupled receptor activity
Source: RefSeq, a predicted model, not a curated record
GAGAUGCCAGUUAAACAAAUCAUACACGCAUCAGGCUUUAUUGAUAGCCAAAUUCACCAGCAUUAACAAGUUGUUAUAAAGAUAAGUUGGGUAAUGCAAUGAAGUGUCUCAAAUAAUAACAGCGCGCGGCAGCUUUAAGCCGCUUUGAGUCUCGCGCAGGUGGAUGGAAAUAGAAGACGAGAAAUCGUGUCAAGAACGACCAAAUAAUGGCAAAGAAGAAACGGGUUUUAUCGGUGUGUUUUAUCAAAUGAUUUCCAGAUGACAGGUUAUUAUAGAGGCAGACAUGCCAGCCAACUACACCACGAACUACAACUUCCCAGCGCUCAUAUUCGGGAUUUUAUUGAUCAUUUUCAUCAUAUGUGGGAAUGUUCUGGUGUGCAUGAGCGUUUACACUGAGAAAGCGCUGAAAACUACAACCAACUACUUCAUAGUCAGUUUGGCUGUUGCAGAUUUGCUCUUGGCUGUUCUGGUUUUGCCACUUUUUGUGUACACAGAGUUCCAGGAUGGGGUUUGGUCCCUGAAUAUGACCAUAUGCGAUGGACUGAUGACAAUGGAUGUGAUGCUAUGCACUGCCUCCAUAUUUAACCUCUGUGCUAUCAGCAUCGACAGGUUCAUCGCCGUGUCUAUCCCUCUUAAUUACAACCGCAAACACGUGGACCAGCGACAGAUUGUCCUGCUCUCUGCCACAUGGAUCCUGGCCUUAGCCGUGGCCUCCCCUGUGAUGUUCGGAAUCAACAACGUCCCCAACCGGGACCACAGUGAAUGCAAAUUGGAGGACAACAACUAUGUGAUCUACUCCUCCGUCUGUUCAUUUUUCAUGCCAUGCCCCAUCAUGCUGUUGCUGUACUUCGGAAUGUUCCGGGGGCUGAGGAACUGGGAGGAGGCGCGGAAGGCCAAGCUGAGGAGCAGCAUGCAGGCCUGCAAGAAGCUCCAGGAAGCCGCCGCGUCGCUGCAACCUCUUGCUGGCUUGCCGUCCCCCGUAAUUGAGAAAGACCUCACAGACAUUACCCUGGAAGAACUGGAUCGGGAUCAGUAUCAAGAUGAUGGCCCAUAUCAAGCGAACUGUAAGGAUGGAGGUGUGUCAAUGCUUGCAUAUCCUGGUGGAAGCUACAAUGAAGAUCAGAACCAGAACCGGCACAGGAAGGGCGCAAAGAUAAACGGGAGGGAGAGGAAAGCUAUGAGGGUACUUCCUGUUGUAGUAGGUGCCUUCCUGUUCUGUUGGACACCGUUCUUCGUAGUACACACGCUGAGGGCACUCUGCGAGGAGUGCGACAUCCCCAGCUACGUCACCAGCAUUGUGACCUGGCUGGGCUACGUCAACAGCGCCCUCAACCCUAUCAUCUACACCGUCUUCAACACAGAGUUCAGGAAGUUCUUUCGGAAAUUCCUGCCGACUCUGCCCAACUGCUGCUAGCCUGAACGCGCUCUCCUCUAACGGUUUACGAACAAAUGAACAAAACAUACCCAAAAGUGUAAAUAAACCAGACGAAGUAUAGCAUGUUAUAUGACUCAAACAUGAAUGUACGGUUCAAGAUGUUUCCUGCCAUAACGUUUUUAUUUUUAAUUUUGUAUGUUUACGUUUUGCAAGCUGACAUCAAAGGGCCUCAUUCAUGAAACACAAGCUUUUCUGUGUAAAUUGCUCAUAAGAUCGCUCUUAUAUAAAUUGCUGCUUUUAAAAGGAAUUUCUUUGUAAAUGGUUUUGUAAAUUGUU